AUGAGCGAAUUUCCCUCUGUAUGUGUUGGAAAUGAAUCACAUUUCAUGAUAACAUCAACAACAUCAAAUAUCAUACAACAACAUCCACAACACACAACAUCUACAUCAACAAUAGUAACAUCAACAACUUCAAAUAUCAUACAACAUCUACAUCAAAUACCACACAACAUCCACAUCAAAUACCACACAACACCAACAUCAAAUACCACACAACAACAUCUACAUCAAAUACCACACAACAACAUCUACAUCAAAUACCACACAACAACAUCUACAUCAAAUACCACACAACACCAACAUCAAAUACCACACAACACCAACAUCAAAUACCACACAACAACAUCUACAUCAAAUACCACACAACAACAUCUACAUCAAAUACCACACAACAACAUCUACAUCAAAUACCACACAACAACAUCCACAUCAAAUACCACACAACAUCAUCAAAUACCGAACAACAACAUCAAAUACCACACAACAACAUCAAAUAUCAUACAACAUCUACAUCAAAUACCACACAACACCAACAUCAAAUACCACACAACAACACCAACAUCAAAUAUCACACAACAACAUCCACAUCAAAUACCACACAACAACAUCUACAUCAAAUACCACACAACAACAUCCACAUCAAAUACCACACAACAACAUCUACAUCAAAUACCACACAACAACAUCUACAUCAAAUACCACACAACACCAACAUCAAAUACCACACAACACCAACAUCAAAUACCACACAACGACAUCUACAUCAAAUACCACACAACGACAUCUACAUCAAAUACCACACAACGACAUCUACAUCAAAUACCACACAACAACAUCCACAUCAAAUACCACACAACAUCAUCAAAUACCGCAGAACAACAUCAAAUACCACACAACAACAUCAAAUAUCAUACAACAUCUACAUCAAAUACCACACAACACCAACAUCAAAUACCACACAACAACACCAACAUCAAAUAUCACACAACAACAUCCACAUCAAAUACCACACAACAACAUCUACAUCAAAUACCACACAACAACAUCUACAUCAAAUACCAUACAACACCAACAUCAAAUAACACACAACACCAGCAUCAAAUACCACACAACAACAUCUACAUCAAAUACCACACAACAACAUCUACAUCAAAUACCACACAACAACAUCUACAUCAAAUACCAUACAACAACAUCCACAUCAAAUACCACACAACAUCAUCAAAUACCGCACAACAACAUCAAAUACCACACAACAACAUCAAAUAUCAUACAACAUCUACAUCAAAUACCACACAACAACACCAACAUCAAAUACCACACAACAACAUCCACAUCAAAUACCACACAACAUCCACAUCAAAUACUACACAACAUCCACAUCAAAUACCACACAACAACACCAACAUCAAAUACCACACAACAACAUCUACAUCAAAUACCACACAACAACAUCAACAUCAAAUACCACACAAUACCAACAUCAAAUACCACACAACAACACCAACAUCAAAUACCACACAACAAAAUCUACAUCAAAUACCACACAACAGUAACAUCAAAUACCACACAACAACAUCUACAUCAAAUACCACACAACAACAUCUACAUCAAAUACCACACAACAACACCUACAUCAAAUACCACACAACAACAUCUACAUCAAAUACCACACAACAACAUCUACAUCAAAUACCACACAACAACACCUACAUCAAAUACCACACAACAACAUCUACAUCAAAUACCACACAAGAACAUCUACAUCAAAUAUCACACAACAUCUACAUCAAAUACCACACAACAACAUCCACAUCAAAUACCACACAACAAAAUCUACAACAGUAA
This is a messenger RNA of Ostrea edulis (European flat oyster), 1845 nucleotides long. Its product is annotated as LIM domain-containing protein A-like. The transcript is spliced from 2 exons. Bases 1 to 1845 code for a protein of 614 amino acids. NCBI's taxonomy places the organism in Eukaryota, Metazoa, Mollusca, Bivalvia, Ostreida, Ostreidae. The record is from RefSeq and is a predicted model, not a curated record.